AUGGCACUUAUAAAUACUUCUCUGAGCUUUUUCUCACAAUUCUUCGUGGUUAUGAACCACUCCACUUUCUGGAAUUUUUCUCUGGAUGAUGAAAUGUACGACAGUGGAGGAAAUGAUUCAACGGAGUCCCAGAAUCCCACCAUGAAAGUUCUGCUAAUCGUCGCGUAUUCUGUGAUCAUCGUUAUAUCACUCUUUGGGAACAGUGUGGUGUGCCACGUUGUUGUUAAAAACAAACGAAUGCACUCUGUAACCAGUUUCUUCAUAAUGAACUUGGCUAUCGCAGACUUAAUGAUCACGCUUCUCAACACGCCCUUCACUCUGGUGCGGUUUGUCCACAGCACCUGGGUUUUCGGCAAGGCGAUGUGUCACGUCAGCCGCUUCGCACAGUACUGUUCCGUGCACGUGUCGGCACUCACACUGGUGGCCAUUGCCAUUGAUCGACGGCAGCUCAUCAUGCAUCCUAUGAAGCAGCGGAUGUCCCGUGAGCGUGGCCUGGUGUGGAUUGCUGUAAUAUGGGCCAUGGCUUCUUGCUUCUCACUCCCGCAUGCAAUUUAUCAGCAACUCUUGCGUUUCGACUAUGGGGGUGAGCGUGUGGUUUGCUUCCCGUGUUUCCCGGCGCCCUCGGAGCUCUUCUGGAAGUACCUUGACCUGGCGACCUUCAUGUUGCUCUACGUACUGCCCCUCUCCAUCAUCCUGUUGGCCUACGUCUCCGUGGCCAAGAAGGUGUGGCUGCACAACACCAUCGGCGACGUGACCCUGGCCCAGUCGGCCGCUCACCGGCGCCGCAAGCGCAUGACCAUCAAGAUGCUGGUGCUGGUGGUGGCCGUGUUUGCCGUCUGCUGGUUCCCGCUCAACUGCUACGUGGUGCUGCUCUCCAGCAAGGUCAUCCCCGCCCACAACGGGGUCUACUUCACCUUCCACUGGUUCGCCACCAGCAGCACCUGCUACAACCCCUUCAUCUACUGCUGGCUCAACCACAGCUUCCGCACCGAGCUCAAGGCCCUGCACUUCAAGUGGAGGUCGAGGGCUGCCACCCAUCCCAGCCAAGAGACGUGA
Engraulis encrasicolus (European anchovy) is the source of this 1056-nucleotide messenger RNA. RefSeq names its product G protein-coupled receptor 83 (gene gpr83). Gene Ontology annotation, molecular function: neuropeptide Y receptor activity. The record is from RefSeq and is a predicted model, not a curated record. Lineage: Eukaryota; Metazoa; Chordata; Actinopteri; Clupeiformes; Engraulidae. The transcript is spliced from 5 exons. The coding region runs from base 1 to 1056 and encodes 351 amino acids. Gene Ontology annotation, biological process: neuropeptide signaling pathway. Gene Ontology annotation, cellular component: plasma membrane.